Messenger RNA from Aspergillus luchuensis, 2067 nucleotides. RefSeq lists its product as uncharacterized. The record is from RefSeq and is a predicted model, not a curated record. The transcript has a single exon. The coding region runs from base 1 to 2067 and encodes 688 amino acids. Lineage: Eukaryota; Fungi; Ascomycota; Eurotiomycetes; Eurotiales; Aspergillaceae.
AUGGGAUACAUUGCGCGAACAAAUGACCUCCCCGAUAUUGCUCGUAAGGGUGGUCUCGUCGACCCACGAGCUGAGGACCAGCCUCUCUUCUUCGAGCGCAUGUCCUGUCGGGAUGUCAACGAGUUCGUUUCCAACCCGGCCAAUGCCUCUCCCUUGAGAUCUGGAAUUCAAGGUGUUGCCACUAAGCCCACCAGCUUGGGCAUGCGGUUGCGCGAGCCUGCCAUUCAGAGCCAGGCCAAGAUCGACGAGUUCCGCGCGCGCUCCGAGGAGAUCAAACAGCGUAUGCCAGUCAGGAACCUCAAGCAGCCCAUUUCUGACCUGGUACCGGGCCUGGUUGUCAGCGGUGGUCUCAGUCGCUCGCCUGCUUUCGAUUGUCUUCCUGUCUUCUCCCACUGGGCUGACCGCACGGGCGAGCUCUCAGCUACUGACCCUGCUGCUACCGUCCGGCUUACCUCUACCUGGGGUACAGCCCAUGUCGCGGCAGAGGGAGUGAACAUGGAUUCCCCUCGAGGAGCUCACGCCUGGUCACUCAAAUCACACGGUAUUGGUCCUGCCAAACCCGGAGCAAGCAAGUUCUCUCAGCAGUAUGACGCUGAAACCGACACCCUCACGACAACCGUUAACGUGGCACGCCGCCAGGAUACGCCUCGAACGGACGGUGUUCUGGCUGCUGUCUCCAGUGUCUCAUGGAUGCGCAACGCACGUGUUGCAGAUGCCGUUGAUUGUGCCGCCGGUUUGCUCGCAGACGCCUCGACUCUUUUGGAGGCCCGCGACAGAAUGAUCGCGACCGGCGCUCCUGAGCGUGUCGUGUUUGCCGAGGUGCGUCCAGUCGACAUGCCCAGUUGGUGCUCUGCCCGCAAGCCUCUCGCACCCAAGCUGAGUGGUGUGGCUGUCGCAUCCGAUCCAACCGCAGUCAACCUGUUUGCCGGGGAGGACUGCCAGGGCCCCAUCCUCAACACCAGUGUGUUUGCCAUGACAAGUGGAUACAACCGUGGUGUCUACGGCGGUUCCAUCUCUGGUUUAUGGUCAACCAUGGACGCAUCUUUUGUCAUGGAUUACUCCAUUGGUGUCCACAGCGCUGCCAUGGCAGACAAACUCACUAUUGCUUUUGCUGAUGCAGCUGCUGCUGCUGAAAAGUCCGCCUAUGCUGGCCCGCACAUUACCGACAUCAGCCUCGUUAAGGGCUGCAAUUACUCCUGUCUGCGCCAGAAGACCGUCAUUGAGGACUCCCAUCCAAUUCCUUCUCGUCCUACCAUCGUUGUGUGGGACGAUCUUGCCCGCCUGGCCCGGUACAAGUUGGCUGACGCAGUUUUCUGUCACGUCUACUAUGAUGAAGGUGGUAGCGAGCACAUGGCCGCCAUCGCCGGUCUGGGUUGUGUCGCACACGACUGGAUCGAUCUCGGAGCCGAUGUAGCAUGCGGUGAAGUCAGCAACAUCAUCCCUUCGCUGACACGAGGAUCCCUGGAGGAAGCCCCCUUGGCCGAGGUUUACGCCCGCAUAACAGGCGCUAUGAUCUGGUACCGGGAGAACGACCCCUACAACCCAGCAGCCAAUUGCCUUCUCUUCACCCACUGGUGGCAACUCUCCAACUGCCGCCACCGCCCUGUCACUCUCCUCGGUCGCACUGAUCUCCCUGUCGAUGCAGGCGUCGUUCCGAUUGUCCCUGACGAGCGACCUCCCCUGGAGCACUUCCGGGCAAAUGGCACCAAGAUCGAGCGUGGUGAGCGUGCCAUUGCCAGCGCCGAGGCCCGUCUUGAGGCCCUCAUUGCCUCUAAGCCCUUGCCGGAGACUCGUGCUGUCAUUGACCUUCUCGUCAAGCCUGUUCUCGCCUACGUCAGGGGCGGUGAUACCUUACCCUCCGAGAAUGAAUAUGUCGGAGCUACCCUCGCUGCCCAGGUGGCUUACCCCCAGGAUCAGAAGAUCCUCGAGAUGUGGGAUCUGGCUAUCGUUAUGUGGGAGUCCGGUGCGCUGUGGGCGUCGGGAGUGGCUGGUCUCUGCUAUACUCAUGCUGGACUGUCCAACUGCGAUAGGGCUCGCAAGGACUUGUCAGACACUACUUGGAGUUAA